Messenger RNA from Onthophagus taurus, 3955 nucleotides. Its product is annotated as adenylate cyclase type 5. Gene Ontology annotation, molecular function: adenylate cyclase activity. NCBI's taxonomy places the organism in Eukaryota, Metazoa, Arthropoda, Insecta, Coleoptera, Scarabaeidae. The record is from RefSeq and is a predicted model, not a curated record. Gene Ontology annotation, cellular component: plasma membrane. Gene Ontology annotation, biological process: intracellular signal transduction; cAMP biosynthetic process; adenylate cyclase-activating G protein-coupled receptor signaling pathway.
UUUCGGUGAGGUCGGGAGCGACUGAUAUCCGGUUAUAACGUUCUUUUCGUAUAUAAAGCUUUUUAAAACAAUCCGGUUUCAUUCGAAUCAAAUAUAAUUGGGCUUAAAUAUUAUUUUUCCAAACUAAAAUCAUCUCCGAUCGCUUGGAAAAAGAUGUUGAAAAAAAGAAGUGGAAAUAGCCGUAAAUUAUAUCUUUUUACGCCAAUAAUCUAAUAAAGCGAAAAAAAGAAAAAUGAAAGAAGAGAUGAAUACGGUGAGACCUUUACCGUCGGAUCGGGAGAAUUCUGAAACGGGUGUUGCUUCUGGUUCAACGACGACAACGAAUAGGGAUUGGAAGAAAAGGUUGAGUUUAAGGGAACAUCGAAGGAAUAGUAGUAAGGAAGGGACUCAAAGUUCAAUUCGCCGAGCUUCCGGUCGAAGAUGGACCAGUUUAAAACAGCAUCCAAUGCCCUGUUCGGAACAGUUGGUUAUCAACAGCGGCGUCUCGACGCCUUCAACGGUUGCGACGACUCCUUCGCAUGCUGAGACGCCGCGAAAAAGUAAUUGGCAGGUUAUCGAGCAUUUCGCUAAAGACAAGAAUUCGUUAUCUGAAAGUUUAAUCGCAGUAGGAAGCGUUACUCGUUCACCACCGAUUAGGGAAGACGUUUCGAUACUCUGUUCAAGUCCAGAAACGGAGCGUCACGAUGCCGAAGCUGAACUCUUGGUCGGUAACGGUGGAACAACUCAAAGUGGUGGAGGGGCAGGCGGAUUUUUUACAAAAUGUAAAAGAUUAUUAUGUAAAGUUUGUAGUACGCAUCAAUUUAAAAACGAGCAGGUGGAAAUGUUAUAUCAACGAUAUUUCCUUAAAAUGAACCAAAGCAAUAUGACCAAUUUAAUAACUUUACUCUUGGUACUUUCCGUAACAUUUAUAUUUAUAACCGGUUUCGAUUUGAUUAAGGAAAAUGUCACUCAUUUACGAAUAGAAAAAUUGGUAGCUUUAUUAUCUACAUCUGGGUGCUGUUUGGCACUUUACGGAGUUCUUUUGGCAAUCUUAUCCAAACCGGGAAUGAACGAAGUCCAUCUCAUUAUGAUUUCAUACGUGAUAAUUAUCACAUUUUUAACACUUCAAGUCUGUAUAUGUGUGUUCGGUGGACCAGAAAGGCCAGUAAUUUCAACUAUAGCAACAUUGGGUUACACCUAUUUAACUUACGCUUUAUUACCGAUACGUUUAAAAGAUGCUUUGGUAGCCGGAACGGUUUUAAGCAUAACGAACAUAAUAGGCUUGGUGAUUUUACACGAAAGCGAUCAAAUAUUAAGUUGCGCAAUCAUCUUAAUUUGCGGUAACGUUGCGGGAUUUUGCACUCAUUACCCAAGAGAGAUAGCUCAAAGGAAAGCUUUUUUAGAAACGAGACAAUGCAUCGAAGCUCGGCUAAAAAUCCAAAGAGAAAAUCAACAACAGGAAAGACUGUUAUUGUCAGUUCUUCCUCGUCACGUUGCCGUUGAAAUGAAAGCAGAUAUCGCGGGACAACCCAAAGAGGCCCAAUUCCAUAAAAUAUACAUACAAAGGCACGAGAAUGUUAGUAUUCUUUUUGCUGAUAUCUGCGGAUUUACAACGUUAUCGGAUCAAUGUACUGCCGAAGAACUCGUGAGGAUUUUAAACGAAUUAUUUGCAAGAUUCGAUCGUCUCGCAACGGAACAUCAUUGUCUAAGGAUCAAACUGUUAGGGGACUGUUAUUAUUGCGUUUCCGGUUUGCCGGAACCCCGGCCGGAUCACGCACAUUGUACCGUUGAAAUGGGAUUGGAUAUGAUUGAUGCAAUAGCUUUAGUACGCGAGGUAAUGGCCGUUAAUGUGAACAUGCGAGUCGGAAUCCACACCGGAAGGGUACAUUGUGGAGUUCUCGGACUACGGAAGUGGCAAUUCGAUGUUUGGUCAAACGACGUUACCUUGGCUAAUUACAUGGAAAGUGGAGGCAUUCCAGGACGUGUUCAUAUCACAAAAGAAACAUUUAAAUGUCUUGGAGAUGAUUACGAGGUUGAACCUGGAAAUGGUGGCGACAGAAACUCUUAUCUUAAAGAUCACAACAUCGACACGUAUUUAAUCGUUGCAAGCUCCUAUAGAGGGUCAAAACAACCCCAACAGAGUUUCUCCAUCAACGGGAAUAUGUCGUCGAAGGAACUGAGAGUAAUGGGGCACGGAUCGCAGCAUGCAAAGCACAGUUCCAAAUUAGGUUUUGGUGAAACACCGGAUGAAAAGAAUCCGGAAGACGAAGUGAAUGAGUACCUGAUGAGAGCGAUUGACGCAAGAAGUAUCGACAGGCUUCGAAUCGAACAUUGCAGAACGAUCUUUUUGAAUUUCCGGGAUCCGCAAAAAGAAGCUAAGUAUGUUCGUGAAAAAGACAGAAUGCUCAAUUUAUAUUUUUUCUGCUCGGUAAUUUGUUUCGUAACGAUUUUAAUCAUUCAAUUCAUCAAUAUGCAAGCCCAUUUUAUAGCCGUCGUGGUUAUUUUACCGUUUAGUUUAAUACUUAUUUUUAUACCGAUUGUGGUUCAUAUGAAGAAUUCUAAGUCAAAAUCAAAAUUAUUUACAAUUUCACGAGCGAUUCACAAAAAUAGGAAUGUGGCUCAAUUGGUUUCGUUCGUGAUGGCACUCUCAUUGUAUGUUUUAGCGAUAAUUCAAACGGUUUCUUUGCCAAAAGAAAUCGAUUGCUAUAAUUUAACUUAUCACGAAAAUAAUUAUGGAAAUUUUACCCAUAAUUUACGGAUUGAUUGUGACCCAUUUCUUUUUCUUGAUUAUCUUUUACUACUAGUUUUAUUAUCAAUGAUUGGAUGUGCUGUUUAUCAAGUACUUAUUUCUCUGCUGAAGACAAUCAUUUUACUCGCAGCCAUGUGCGGCUAUAUUGUGAUUUAUAUAAGUUUUAAUAACGAGCUACAAAAAAUUAAUAAAAAAUUAAAAGACGAUACGAUAACCAUUCAAUAUUUAAGCACUGUAAUGUCUAUUGGAUUUCUUGUCGCUCUAAUUUUACAUGGACAACAAACCGAAGCUACUUAUAGAUUAGAUUUUGUUUGGAAACUACAAGCAACAGAGGAAAAAGAAGAUAUGGAACAUUUAGAGGCCUACAAUAGAAAAUUAUUAGACAAUAUCCUCCCUGCUCACGUCGCUGAACAUUUUUUAAACAGCGACAAAAAUAACGACGAUUUAUAUCACGAACAAUGCGAUUUUGUUUGCAUCAUGUUUGCAUCAAUACCAAAUUUUUCUGAAUUUUACAUCGAAUUGGAAGGGAACAACGAAGGAGUUGAAUGUUUAAGAUUAUUAAACGAAAUUAUCGCCGAUUUCGACGAAUUAUUAUCAGAGGAUCGAUUUGAGUACAUUGAAAAAAUUAAAUCAACAGGUGCCACUUAUAUGGCAGCUUCAGGUUUAACUCAAAGUACUUGUGAUAUGAAAAAAUUUCGACACGUAACCGCAAUGGCCGAUUACGCGUUAAGAAUCAAAGAGAAAUUGGCCGAAGUAAACGAACAUUCCUUCAACAAUUUUCGGAUACGAAUCGGAAUUAAUGUUGGUCCGGUCGUUGCGGGGGUUAUCGGUGCAAGAAAACCUCAAUAUGAUAUUUGGGGGAAUUCGGUUAACGUUGCAAGUCGAAUGGAUAGCACAGGAGUUUUAGAUAAAAUACAAGUAACGAAAGAAGUUCACCAAAUUUUGGUGGAUAAAGGAUAUCCGAUGACGAGACGUGGAAUGAUUGAAGUUAAAGGUAAAGGAACGAUGGAAACUUACUUUUUAGAUGGAUACUCAAGUAAAGACAAAAAGGCGAAUGUCAUUAUUAAUCCAAUGGACCGAAUAAAUUUGUCGGAAUCGUAAAUUAUUUUACGAUUUUUUUUGUGUCUGUAAAUAAUGUCUGAUGAUAUCAUGUAAAUACGAAGAAAAAAAAAGAAUAGAAAAGAAAAAGAGAGAGAAUUAAAUGAAAAUAUAAAGAAUAAAAAUGAU